Pseudocercospora fijiensis CIRAD86 is the source of this 1882-nucleotide messenger RNA. RefSeq lists its product as uncharacterized. The record is from RefSeq and is a predicted model, not a curated record. The transcript has a single exon. Lineage: Eukaryota; Fungi; Ascomycota; Dothideomycetes; Mycosphaerellales; Mycosphaerellaceae. Gene Ontology annotation, cellular component: cytosol. Gene Ontology annotation, biological process: ubiquitin-dependent protein catabolic process. The coding region runs from base 220 to 1530 and encodes 436 amino acids. Gene Ontology annotation, molecular function: polyubiquitin modification-dependent protein binding.
CGGAACAAUCGAUACUGCAGCUGCUUGCUUGCUGACCACAAAUCUGCGCGUGCACACACAACACGUAUUAAUUCAGAAAUACAGCCGCAUCCCAUACCGCUAUCUCUAUCGACCACCCUUCAGCGCCUCCAGCAUACAUAGCACCUCUGAGAGCUGAGCCCCGCCGAGACCAGCUUCGUGCAACAGAUCGAACGGACAUCUCUCUCGACCUGGGCCAAGAUGGCCGACAGUAACACUGAGGCCGACCUGCAGGUGACUUUCAACAUCAAGUCCUCCUCAGACGCCAAAUACGCCCUCACUCUCCCCGCCUCGACCACCGUCGCCGAUCUCAAGCAGAAGCUAUCGGGCUCAGAAUACGCCAAUGUACCACCAGAGUCGCAACGCCUCAUCUACAGUGGCCGCGUGCUGAAGGAUGCCGACACAUUAGGCAGCUACAAGAUCAAGGAUGGCAACACUGUCCAUCUGGUCAAGAGCGCGCCGAGCAACCAGCGGCAAGCUCCUGCGAACCAAGGCGGAUCCGCAGUGCCCCCGGGAGCUGGACAGCCAGCCUCGAAUGUGCCUUCCAACAUCGCCGCUGGCACUGGCGCUGGCAACCCUCUAGCACAGCUCACCGGCGCUCGCUAUGCUGGCUUUCACGGACUGCCCGGCGCCGACAUGUUUGGCGCUGAUGGAGGAAUGGGCGCGCCGCCGAAUCCGGAUCAGAUGCUUAGGUUGCUUGAAGAUCCCAACUUCGCGCAACAGAUGAAUGAAGCCAUGAACAACCCCGCCGUACUAGACAUGCUCCGGAACAACCCAAUGAUCCGGAACAAUCCUAUGGCUCGUGCAGCCAUAGAGAACCCAGAAAUGCGGCGGAUGAUGUUCAAUCCAGACAUGAUUAGAAUGCAAAUGAACAUGCAGAGAGUGAUGGGUGGAAAUGGUGCAGGUGGCGACGGGGCAUUCCCGAUGCCUGGCCAAACAGACACAACUCCUGCCGGAGAAGGAGCCAAUGCAGAUAACAACACGGCAACGAGCGGCACACAACGUCAGACUGGCUCUCAGGCUCCGCCUGCGAAUCCUUUCGCGGCACUGUUUCCCACUCCUGGCUCGGGUGCUCCGGGCGGCAAUGCUGGCGGUGCAGGCGGAAAUGCAAACACGUCCGCUCAGCAAAACCCAUUCGGCAGCCUCUUUGGCGGUGCACAGAAUCAAGGCGGCGAUCAGCAGAACCCCUUCGCCCAAUCAAUGCAACAGCUUGCACAAAAUCCAGAGCUCAUGCAGCAAAUGAUGCAAGCAUUUGGUGGCGGAGGUCAAGGCGCACAAGGAGGGCAAGGCGGCUUCAAUCCUUUCGGUGCCUUAGGUGGCAUGGGAGGUUUCGGGGGGUCUCCAGAGCCUCAAGGUCCACCCGACAAUCGCCCUCCUGAGGAGCUUUAUGCCGAGCAACUUCGGCAGCUGAACGACAUGGGCUUCUACGAGUUUGAGCGCAAUGUCACAGCGUUGCGGAGAAGCGGAGGCAGCGUGCAGGGCGCUGUGGAAUACCUUUUGACAAACCCGUAGGAGGACUUGGCAGAGACACUCUCCAACACAAGCCUGGAUUAGCUUGUCGAUUUUCGACCUUGCUUCGGCGGAGAAGCAUUCGUUAUCAUAGCACUGGCUCGAAACCAAGCGCUUCACCACUCUACGCAUUUGGUCUUCGCUUUGUACAGCGUAAUACAGCAUCCAGCGUCGGCGCACGAGGAAUUAUUGAGCAAGGAAUGCUACGAUGAUCAUCACGGUCUAUGAAGUGGCGCAAACCUGAAGCAAGGAGUCAGAGACUGCGUCCAACAGCACAUCCAGACCCGAGGCUCAUGGGCCAUUGUCAAUCAAGACAUCACGAUUUGGCGAGGCUUUGUCUUCGUUUCUAUUCUCC